AUGACAGAUAAUAACAAUACUACAACAACAUCAACAUCAAAUACAGCAGAAGCAGCAGCAGCAGCAGGUGAUAUAAAUAAUAAUAAUAAUAAUAAUAAUGAUUCAACAAAACAAAAACAACCAAUUAAUAUGAUUAUAUUGGGAAUGGCAGGUAGUGGAAAGACUACAUUGUUACAAAGAUUGAGAGCACAUGUAUAUCAAAACAAGAUUGCAACCUAUAUCAUUAAUCUAGAUCCAGCAGUUGCAAAGUUACCAUAUACUGCCAACAUUGAUAUUAGAGACACUGUAAACUACAAAGAAGUAAUGAAACAAUAUGGAUUGGGACCAAACGGUGCAAUCGUUACAUCUCUCAAUCUAUUCUCUACUAAAUUUGACAAGGUAUUAGAGAUUGUCGAAAAGCGUGCACCACAACUAGAAUACAUCAUCAUGGAUACACCAGGUCAAAUAGAAGUGUUUACAUGGUCUGCAUCUGGUAGCAUUAUCACCGAAUUGAUGGCUAGUUCCUUUCCAACUGUAUUGGUCUAUGUCAUCGAUACACCACGUACCAUAGAUCCAACAACUUUUAUGUCAAAUAUGUUGUAUGCCUGCUCUAUCAUGUACAAGAGUAAAUUACCAAUGGUCGUAGCAUUUAACAAGGUCGACGUUACUAGUCAUCAUUUUGCUGAACAAUGGAUGAGUGAUUUCGAUUCACUUCAAGAUGCUCUCACUGGUGAUCAAACCUAUAUGAGUUCUCUUACUCGUUCAAUGAGUUUAGUAUUGGAUGAAUUCUAUUCAACUUUAAAGACAGUAGGAGUAUCAGCAGUAGAUGGUACAGGUAUUUCUGAAUUUUUUGAAGUAGUCGACAAGGCAUCUGAAGAUUACUUUAAGUAUUACAAGACAGAGUUAGAGACAAACAAAAAAGAAAAGGAAAAAGAAACUUUGGAGAAACAAACAAGACAAUGGGAUAAAUUAAAAAGAGACUUGGAUGAAUCAAAGGGUUCCAAGGUCGUCUAUGAUUUCAAAAAGGAAAAACAACAAACAAAGAAAUCAUCGCCAUCUAAUCAUGAGGAUGGUGAUUAUGAUUAUGAUCAAGACGACGACGAUGAUCAAGAUGAUGGUUACAUACAUGCAGAUGAUGAUCAAGAUGACGAUGACAAUCAAGAAGAGGAAAUGGAUAAAAAUGAACAACAAGAAUAUGCAGAUUUAAUGAAUUAUUUAAAAAAGAUGUAA
Messenger RNA from Cavenderia fasciculata, 1209 nucleotides. It is a transcript of the gene gpn1, whose product is annotated as AAA ATPase domain-containing protein. Lineage: Eukaryota; Evosea; Eumycetozoa; Acytosteliales; Cavenderiaceae. The record is from RefSeq and is a predicted model, not a curated record. Gene Ontology annotation, molecular function: GTPase activity. The transcript is spliced from 2 exons. Bases 1 to 1209 code for a protein of 402 amino acids.